Effrenium voratum is the source of this 3252-nucleotide messenger RNA. The record is from the annotation of a GenBank genome assembly. NCBI's taxonomy places the organism in Eukaryota, Dinophyceae, Suessiales, Symbiodiniaceae.
AUGGAGGGGAAGUUCGAGGACAUGGACUCGGAGCUGGGUCUACUGCUGGCGCAGGACACCCAUACCUGCGGGCCCCUGAAGUUUGCGCCGCGAGGCUGGGGCGCCGGCCUGCGGCGGGGCCUGGGGGAGCCGGCGGAGGGCCUGCCGCGGCGCGCGGAAGUCCCGGCGCUCCUAGAGGCCAAGCGCCGUUUGCAGAGCGACCAGCCGCCACAGCCGCAGCCGCAGGGCGUCCGCGCCUGGCGCCCGCACAAAACGCCGCCGCAUCGAUUGAGCCCCAAGCGGACGGUCCACGAGUGGGCGGAUGCUGCGCUCGCGCUGCAGCUGCAGCUGGAGGCCAACGAGAGCGAAGACGAUGAGCCGAGACCUGUGAGCUCUCAUGAGUCUCCGCGCGAAGUUGAGGCCGAGGCCGCCGAGACUGCUGAGGCUGCCGAGGCCGUGGAGGCCGUGGAGGCCGUGGAGGCUGCGGAGGCUGCGGAGGCAGAGGAAACGACGGAGGCGGAGGUGGAUGAUGCGUCGCUGGCGCUGGCGUUGUGGCUGGAGGAAGAGUUGCUGGCGCCGCCGGAACGCCCGGAGCCGCCGGGGCCGCCGGAGGUGCCACCAGGCGGUCAUCGCGCAGAAGCGCGGCACCGGGCCCGUGCCCGGCGCGAGGUCGCGAGUCGGCCGGAGCUCAGCCCACGCAUUCCGCGGUGGCGGGUGAGGGAAGAGAGCCCCUUGAGCGGCAGCGACGAAGAGUUCUACCUCCGUCUCUGGGGGUUGGACACCAGCGACAGGCGCCCGCCGGCCCCGUCGCGGGUUCCGCCACGGUCGCCAAGAGAGCCGCGGGAGCUGCGGGAGUGGCGGCCAAUACCAAGGACACGCGGCCAAGGCCCGCCGCCAACGCCUGCGCCGGGGCCGCGGCCGCGGCGCAGUGCUUCACCGCGGCGACCUUCGCCACAGAGAGAGGUCCCCAACGUGGGCGAUCAGGUGGCUGGCCACACGGCGGUCAUCUCGUUUACCCCUCAAGGCUCGGACGAGGAGCAAUGCACCAUUUGCUGCGAGAACUUCUCUCAGGGCGAGCGCUUGCGGCUUCUUCCCUGCUUGCACAGGUAUCACGUCGCCUGCAUUGACCGCUGGCUGAGCCACAGCCAAGCACCCAGCGAAGCCGGCGUUGAGCCAUGGAUGUGGAGCCGCCGCCGAGCUGCCGCGAGCGCCGCGAUGUUCCGCGCGCCGGGGCUGAACUCCGUGCUGAACGCCGCCAGCGCGGCGCGGCAGAUCUUGGCGCGGCGCAACGCCUUCGAAGAGGCGGUGACGCAGAGCCACCGAGGCGCCCUGGCGCUGAGGGACUUGUCCUCCCCUUGGCUCUGGCUGCUGGCCUGCCGCCGAGCGCAGAAGCGCCUGAAGCAGGCGGCCUCGGACAAGAACUCCAAGGACCUGCAACAGGCGCUGGAGAGGUGGAGCGAGCUCCUGCGAUUCAACCAGGUGCUGGCGAGCACCCGGGCGCUGCGGCCCAAGCUCUUGGCGGGACUGCUCUAUAGUGUGACCUGCAGCUCCUAUGCUAAGGCAGUCAACAGCGGUAUGGAGAACGGCAUGCUGAAACCGGGUGCCAGCGGCAUACCAUCUCAGAUGCUCUUGCAGAUCAAGCUGCAGGCUACGGAGAAGAAGCUCGUGGAAGACAUGGUGAAGAAGAAGAUGAAGUACGCACAGAGCGUCCAGCGAGGUCUGGGAGGGAAAGGCCACCUGGACCUCGGCGACGAGGAUCUCUUGGGCUUGACGGAGGACAUGAAGUCUGUUUGGGCCAGUCACUUCGGUUCAGCCGCCGUGUGGCGGAGCACCAAGUACCGAGUCCCCGUAGGCCUGGACGCGAUGAACAAGAUCAGCUCCUACUGCCAGAACCCGGGCACUCGGCGCCGCAUUUUCGAGGCCUUCUAUGCCAACUUCGACCAGGUGGAUGAGGCUGCGCUGGAAUUGCUGAGGGCGCGGAAGGUCUACGCGGAGAAGCUGGGCUUCAAGAGCUUUGCGGACCUUGAGAUGGCUCCACUGGCGCUGGGGAACGAGGCAGCUGCCCGGAAGUUCAUGGACCAGUGCUGGCAGGAUGCGCAGCCGGCUGUGAGCAAGGUGAUCAAGAAAAUGACGGAGUGGAGCCAGAAAGGCGCUGGGCGCAAGCAAGUCAGCCACGUGGACGAGGCCUUCUGGCGCGCCCUGGUCACACGAGAGGCCGACACGUGGAAGCUGGCCCAGUUCCUACCUGCCGACCGGUGCAUGCCCAAGCUGCUGGAGGUGGUGGGCAAGGCCUACUCCGUGACCUUUCGAGAGGCGGACUCUGCCAACGUGGUGUCCAGAUUGAUCAACGGCUGGCACCGAUCGGUGCAAGUCUUCGAGGUCACAGAUGGGCCGCCGUCCACGGUUCGGCAAGAGGGGAGCAGAGGCCUGCUCGGAUACGUCUACCUCGAUCUCUACCGAAGGACCAGCUUGAUCGGCCGGCCCUUGGUGGACCUCCCGGGCGCCAUGCGCCUCUGCCCGGGCCACGCCUACGUGGGCUGUAACUUGGAGAAGCCGGGCCUUAGCCAAAACAAGCUGCUGAACCCGGAGGAGCUGGUGAGCGUGUCCCACGAGCUGGGACAUGCGGUGCACAUCCUUUGCCACCAAGGCGCCCCCGGAGAUUUCGAUGAGCUUCCUCUUGAUGUACUGGAGCUGCCUUCCACACUGGCCGAGACCAUUGCCAUCCAGCCGGAAUGCAUGACACAGUACGCGCAGCACUGGGAGUCCUCCAGUUUGCCGCGGGGCGACCUGCUCCGCUCUUGCCAGAGGGACGCGCACUUCUUCAUCAGGGUACUGCAGACUGCGAGCGUCUCGCUGGGACUGCAUUCACAGGACUUUGAUCCGUUCGGGGCCACCGCGGCGGAUGUGCGGAAGCGCUCGGUGUCCAUGUGGCAGCGCUACUCGGCCAUCCCGGCGGAUCCGUCUUUCACGCCUCUGGGCCCCGAUGCGGGCAUCAACGUGGGCAACGGCGCCAACCACGUGGCAUACCUCCUGUGCUACUUGCGUGUGGCUAGCAUGCUGCAGAGCAAGAGCAGGAGCCCGGGGCGCGACAAAUGGCUGCAGCCAGACUUCGCAAGGCGACUCAGAGCUCAGCUGCUUGACCAACACUUCCCUGCGGAUCGCAUGGCCGUGAUCUUCCCCACCCUCGCCCAGUCCGAAGGCGAAAGCAAGCCGCACCCUUUGCCACCGCUGCCCAGCGACACCUCGCUUCUCUUCCGGCAAGUGGCGCAUUGA